Hypanus sabinus (Atlantic stingray) is the source of this 4211-nucleotide messenger RNA. RefSeq names its product casein kinase 1, alpha 1 (gene csnk1a1). Gene Ontology annotation, molecular function: ATP binding; protein serine/threonine kinase activity. The record is from RefSeq and is a predicted model, not a curated record. Gene Ontology annotation, biological process: peptidyl-serine phosphorylation; signal transduction; negative regulation of canonical Wnt signaling pathway. Gene Ontology annotation, cellular component: nucleus; cytoplasm. Lineage: Eukaryota; Metazoa; Chordata; Chondrichthyes; Myliobatiformes; Dasyatidae. Bases 163 to 1260 code for a protein of 365 amino acids. The transcript is spliced from 11 exons.
GAAGAAAGAACUUGAUAAGAUGGAGCGUUAGGGAGAGACGGCGUUCUGGGGGGCAAAAGGAAACGGAUCGGGAUAAUUUAUAGUGCGAAAGCGACGUGUCUCGGUGGCUUCUAUAUGUUUGCGCUUCGUCUGUCUUUGUGUUGAGAGAAACUAAGAGCGAGGAUGGCCAGCGCCAGUGGUUCGAAAGCGGAAUUUAUCGUCGGUGGAAAAUACAAACUGGUCAGGAAGAUCGGCAGCGGCUCGUUUGGGGAUAUCUACCUGGCGAUCAACAUCACCAACGGCGAGGAGGUGGCCGUGAAAUUGGAAUCACAGAAAGCGAGGCAUCCUCAGCUUCUCUACGAGAGUAAACUGUACAAGAUUUUGCAGGGAGGAGUCGGUAUCCCGCACAUCCGGUGGUAUGGUCAAGAAAAGGAUUAUAAUGUCCUAGUUAUGGACUUGCUUGGACCUAGCCUUGAAGAUCUUUUUAACUUCUGUUCACGCAGAUUCACGAUGAAAACUGUUCUGAUGUUAGCUGAUCAGAUGAUCAGCAGAAUUGAGUAUGUGCAUACAAAGAAUUUUAUUCACAGAGAUAUCAAACCAGACAACUUUCUAAUGGGUAUUGGACGUCAUUGUAAUAAGUGUUUAGAAUCUCCAGUGGGGAAGAGGAAAAGAAGCAUGACUGUUAGCCCUUCUCACGACCCAGCUUUCUCAGGAUUAAAUCAGCUGUUUCUGAUUGACUUUGGUUUGGCCAAAAAAUACCGUGACAAUCGGACAAGGCAACAUAUACCAUACAGAGAAGACAAAAAUCUUACAGGGACAGCCCGUUAUGCCAGCAUCAAUGCACAUCUAGGUAUUGAACAGAGUCGUCGUGAUGAUAUGGAAUCACUAGGCUAUGUACUGAUGUACUUCAACAGGACAAGCCUUCCUUGGCAAGGGCUGAAGGCAGCCACAAAGAAACAGAAAUAUGAAAAGAUUAGUGAGAAGAAGAUGUCCACGCCAGUUGAGGUUUUGUGUAAGGGAUUCCCUGCUGAGUUUGCAAUGUAUCUGAACUACUGUCGUGGAUUACGUUUUGAAGAAGCACCAGAUUACAUGUAUCUCCGACAGUUAUUCCGCAUUCUCUUCAGAACCUUAAAUCAUCAGUAUGACUAUACAUUUGACUGGACAAUGUUGAAGCAAAAAGCAGCACAACAAGCAGCUUCUUCUAGUGGUCAAGGGCAACAGGCUCAAACACCCACAGGCAAGCAAACUGAAAAAUCCAAAAGCAACAUGAAAGGUUUCUGAUCUCAAGGUUGAAGCAAAGGAACAAAGCAGCAUGUGAGAGCAGGUUGCCUUUUGUCACUCCCCUUCUGAUUUUUGUUUCACGUGUACAAGCCAUUCAGUGGACAACCUUUAAACUGGUGAAUUAAACUCUACUGGAUACAGCUGACUCUGGGAAGAGCAUAUAAAAAAACUGUACCUGCAACUGUAGCAGCCUUUAAUCAAACUAAUUCCUGGAAAAGCGCAGUUUCAUCUUUCAAAAUAGAGCAACUGAAGCAGACUUGCUGGUGUACAGUUUUCUUUAUUCAAUAAAUGGGAUGUAAGAAUGUGGUUGAAACAGUGGAGAGAAAAUUAACAUUGUGAAUUUGCCAAUCUUUCCUUCAUUUUUUUGUUUCUGCACUGCUUGGAAAUUAAAUGAUGUCUCAAAGUGGCACAUGGAAGUUGCUCCUUAAGCAGUCUCUGAAUUUUGCCCCAAGUGUUUACUUGAAAGGUGCACUGCAUUCACCUAUCUUCUCCCUUGUAAUGUGUUCCAAAUCUCUUGUUACCUACUAGAAAAAUGGUAAAUCUCUUAAAACUGGGAUUUCUUUAUUAAAUCACCUGCAGCCAGUAGUGAAUCAAUAGCAACCAAAGAAUCCAAGUUUCCUGUUGGAAGGACUCUGCCUGCUGUCUUGUGCUAGAGUGGUAUCUUUUGUGAAGAAAUGAUAAAACUAGUGACUACUAGAUAAAACUAGAAUUCCACAUUAAGUAUAUUGUACUUGGUUAAAAGAAAAGCUUAGUCAUCGCAAAGCUUAGCUAACAACUUAAGACUGAAAUUGUGGCUUAGUUAGCAUUGUAAUCACUGUACACAUCUACUCUGACCUGGGGUUUACAGUGUUUUUGAAUAUUGGCUUUUUUGUUUACAUGUUAACUGAAUAAGAACAUAUGAUUCGUGUAAAAGAAUAGGGUUAUUUUGUAAUGCUCUGCUAAACUUCCCUAUUUGCUUUGUAACUUCUCACCCUUCCACCUUUUUUAAAAGAAACUAAACUUUCAUCAGCCAGUUUAUUUUAAAAUGUUGCAUUUCUUCACAGAUGGCUUUAGAUUUGUAGACAGAUGUACCUUUUUUUUAUUAAUACAAUGGAUAUUUUGUAUUUGCAGGGGUAUUAGCUUUGUCUUACUGCAGUGAAACCUAUUAUAAAGAGAAUGUGUCCAUGAUGGAGCCUCUGCAGCUACUAAGCGUAUGCCAUUGUAUACUCAACAGUGGCUAAAUUUUGAAGUUUCUUUUGAAAUAUUAAAAAGUGUGUUGGAGGUUUUUUUUACUUUUGUCUUGGUAAAAUGAAUGAUAAGUAACAUGUUUUGCAGUUGAGGUGUACAGUGCAGUAAUGGCAACUGUUGCUGGCUGUGAUACUGGCCCAGCUAAAAUCUUUUAUUGCUAGAAGUACUUUAACAGUGUAAUUUAUUCCUUUUUAGCAUGUAAGAAUAAAUUAAAAACAAUUACUUGUUGAUCAUCUGGCCAGUCUUAAUUUUUGACAAUUUAUCAUGCAAGAUAUAUAAGAAAGGUACAAGGUUUGUAUUCCCCAACAAAAUGUGCUAUAAUCCAGUUACUUUAAUUUGAAUUUGUUUGGUUUCUGCCUAUGAAAUAGCACUUUUAUUUGUCAAUAAUCUGUCCAAAUAUUAUUGCAAUAGAUUUGGAAGGAAGAUUAUUGCCUUUAUCCUGCUUUUAAUUCUUUGUUACAGGGAGCAAGCGCUCUUAUUUUGAGUUUCCCCUGUUAAAGCACAAUCUACACUGAUUGCUCCUUGCUGAAGACAAAAUUGUCUGAUGGUUAUUUUCAAUUCUGCAUACUUCAAAUACAGCUCUAAGUUGUUUAAUCACUAAAAUGUAUAAAAGAGGCUGGAUGAUUAUUUUCCUGGUGAAAUAAUGAUAAGCUCUUUUUGAAAAAUAUGUCCUAACCAGAACUUCCCCAUUAAAUAAAUUUGUCCUAGCUUUUAUGUUUGUAUGUUCAAAUGUGUAUACAUAACAAUUGCAAAAGCAUAGUCUCUUGUUUGACAUUUGUCUAUUCCCAAUCUUGACCAAAGCUUCUGCUUAAUACAACCUAACCUAGAUUAAGAAGUGUAGUAUAAAAUAUUAUUAGCAGUGAUUAGCUUGAUGUGUUUGGCUCUAACUGAAGUUAAUUUUAUCCCUUGAGCUUGACUGCAGGUUGAUUGUUAUGAUCAGAAAUAUAUGCCUGUUGCUGAAAAUAUUAAUUGUUUUGCCUCUUGAAUCGGACAAACUAUUGUAAAACACUAUGCACACAAAGUUAAAUUUGUGUAGAGGAUGCAUUUUAAUACACUUGCCCACUAUUUCUUUACUACUAAAAUUUCCCUAAUUUUUCUAAUCAAAAGCUGUGAAAAGUAAAAGAAACCUGUGACAUGUGCCAUUGGUCACAUGGUGUUAAACACAUGUUAGACUAUCACUAAUUUCCUGAUAAUUGUUUUCAUUAACUUGAUAAUAGACUGGCAGGAGUGAAUUUUACCAGUGGCUGAAAUGUCUACUUGCAAGUAGCAAGGAUACAAUUCUCUCCCAAGAGUGAAAAACAUUUUGUCAAUUGAAUAUUUUUAAAAAGUGCAGAGUCCUAUGCAAAAUAACAUCUAAGAAAAGAUGGCAUGAUUUCUUUUUUUUUGCCAGUGCAAUGAAUUGUUAAAGUAUUGAAUAUCUAAUAGUAAUACUGGAAAGUUGCUUUUUUAUCAUAGUCCAUGAAGGACUGAGCUACUGCUUUCUUACUCAUUUUUCUUUUGGUCUAUUCUAGUUCUUAUUUUUAUCAUUGUUUUUCAGAAUGUGAGAGUUCAAUUAUAUGGAUUUUAUAUCAAAUAUCUGUAUAUAUCGGGAUAUUGUGACAUCCAGUGAUGGGACAGCAAUGUUUGCCAAUCAGCAUGCAAUCUUUGAAGUGUGAUACGGCUGUAUUCCUUCUGUUCCAUCUAUUUGAAAGUUCUGAAAUAAAAUACAAGUUGUUUUGAAUUAA